AUGCAAACAAUAACAUCUACUGAUAAUGAACAGAAUACAAAUGUAAAAUUUGAUAUGGAAAUCAAAGCCAAAGAAAUAUCUGAUCUGUCACAAAAAAUAGACGAAUUGCAUGAAGAAAAUUUUGAAAAAAACGAUACAUCAUUGUCUCUGAAAAGUAUCGAAACAUUUCAAGGUGAUCUUGAAAUUAUUCGAUCUGAAACCACUUCUAGUGGUAAAAUGAAUGAAAAUAAAACUCUCAAUUUUGAAUUAAAUUCAGGUGUGGCUCUUCUUUUCUAUCAUUCACCUAUAUCAAAUGAAUCAAAACAAGAAAUAAAUACAAUUCUAAGUGGUAAAACAGCAGAAUUUUCAAAUGAUUCACAAUAUGUAAAAACCAAAGCACAACGAUUAUUUGCUAAAACAACACCUACAAAUAUUGUUCGUCAGCCGACUGAGGAAGAUACUAUUGGUAGAAGUUCAUCAUCGUCAAAUCUUACAACUAGUAAUGCAGAAACUAUUUCCGCUGUUACUGAAACUCGAAAAUUGUCUGAUCCAUCAAAUGGACCAUCUGACGAAUCAUCAAUACCUAUUUCAACACUUCCAUCUGAUAAUAUUAAAUCACCUGCUAAAACUUUUCAUCGUAAUCUUCCAAAAUCACUAAAAAAAAUUGAAGAUAUUUAUAUUAAUUCUUUAACAAAAGCCUUACGAAACUUAUUUGCUCGUUCAGAAUAUCAUAAUACGAAACUACAAAAGAUUCAUGAAGAACUUAUUUCAUCAGGUCAUAUAUCACCAUUAAAUGAAUUUUAUCGUUCAACAAAUGAAGCCUUACGUGUAACACUUGAUCAUUGUAGUACUUAUGCUGAUUUAAUCAAAUGGACUUUAUCAUUAUUACAAACAAAUAAUAAACCAAAUUUAAUUGAUUUUGGUCAUGAUCUUUAUUUGAUUGCAAUUGAUUUAGAUUUUGCAUUAAUUGAACGUAUUGAUAAUGCACGAUGUGCAAUUGAUAUAAAAGAAAAUCUCAAACAUGAAUUACAAACAAUCACCGAAACUGAUUUACGAGAAAUUAAUUCUUAUUUAAAUGCUUCUCAAUUGGAUAAACUAGUUUAUCUGUCAAAAAAACUAAAUGUUAUUUCAAAAGAUCGUAUGAUAUCAGAUCUUAAUUUAUUACUUUUGCAUCUUAUUCAAGUUUAUCAUACAUUCGAACUUAAAUAUCGUCCAAUGCAAACACGUAUUCGUGAAAUAGCCGAAAGAUUUAAAUCUCGAGCUGUUGCUGAUCUCGUACGUAAACUAGAUGAAAUUGAAAAACGUUUAGCAAAAAAUUUUUCAAUAACAUUCUAUGGUCUUAGUAAACGUAUGAACGAAGCUCGAUUCAUAUUAGUGAAAUAA
Molecule: messenger RNA, 1362 nt
Organism: Rotaria sp. Silwood2
Lineage: Eukaryota; Metazoa; Rotifera; Eurotatoria; Philodinida; Philodinidae
Source: the annotation of a GenBank genome assembly